Amborella trichopoda is the source of this 1553-nucleotide messenger RNA. RefSeq lists its product as uncharacterized. Lineage: Eukaryota; Viridiplantae; Streptophyta; Magnoliopsida; Amborellales; Amborellaceae. The record is from RefSeq and is a predicted model, not a curated record.
CAGGGUAGUUUUGGUCAUUUUGUUAACUGCCUAUUUUUUCUAUGCUUUUUUUCUUUCUCCAUUAAAGCGUGACAUCUGAGACCAUUCAAGAAUCUCAGUGCUCAUUUUCAAACCAGUGCUUGUUGGAUUCUACUCUGUGGGGCAUUCAUUGAGUUAAUUACAAGAAGCCUUAUUUUUAGAACUGUGUCAUUGUUCUCAAAUUUGGUUUCAGGGUUUGAACUUUGUAGUGUUAUCCAUUGUGUUAUAAAUUCCAUUUGAUGUGAUCUUUGAGGGAAAACCUUCAUUCAAAAUGCGGAGCUUCAAUCGCAAUGGGCAUAUGAGAAAAUCAAAUGACCCGGGAAGACCUAUUUUAACUACUGUUUUGGGAGUUGUAUUUGGGUUUUUAGUGGGAAUCUCAUUCCCGGCUAUCUCUAUUACUAAGCUCAACUUACCGUCCAGUCUUAGGCCUGCAAUUGAUUUUGCAUUUGAGGGCAAAAGCUCAGUGAUUUACUCACGAGCAUCUCAAACAAAUUCACAUAAAAACAAAGAUAUCGAUACACGUGUUCCCAACCAACCCAGGAUAUUUGUUGCAACAAAUCCCCGUGGUGCAGAAACAUUACCACCAGGCAUUAUUGUUGCUGAAUCUGACUUCUAUUUACGUAGAUUAUGGGGUGAACCCAAUGAGGAUCUAAAGAUUAGGCCAAAGUAUUUAGUGACAUUCACUGUGGGUUUUGAUCAGAGGAAUAACAUUAAUGCAGCAAUUAAAAAGUUCUCAGAUGAUUUUCAAAUUUUGCUCUUUCACUAUGAUGGGCGAACAACUGAUUGGGAUCAAUUUGAGUGGUCCAAGCAUGCCAUCCACGUCAGUGUCCGGAAACAAACAAAAUGGUGGUAUGCAAAACGCUUUUUGCAUCCUGACAUUGUUGCUGCUUAUGAGUACAUAUUUAUUUGGGAUGAAGAUCUUGGAGUAGAGCACUUCAAUGCGGACAAAUACAUUCAGCUAGUGAAGAAGCAUGGCCUGGAGAUAUCACAACCUGGUCUUGAGCCCGAUAAAGGGUUGACCUGGCAAAUGACUAAAAGGAGGGGUAACAGUGAAGUGCACAAGGAAACAGAAGAGAAACCUGGUUGGUGUAGUGAUCCUCAUUUGCCGCCAUGUGCAGCUUUUGUAGAAAUCAUGGCUCCAGUGUUUUCUCGUGAUGCUUGGAGGUGUGUUUGGUAUAUGAUUCAGAAUGAUUUGGUACAUGGCUGGGGCCUAGACUUUGCACUAAGAAGAUGCGUGGAGCCUGCACAUGAGAAGAUUGGCGUAGUCGAUUCACAAUGGAUUGUCCAUCAAGUCAUCCCUUCACUUGGAAGCCAGGGCGAGUCCGAGAGUGGGAAAGCACCAUGGCAAGGGGUAAGAGAGAGGUGCAGGAGGGAGUGGACUCAAUUCCAAGCUCGCCUCUCUGAUGCAGAAAAAGCCUACCUAUCACUACCCGAACAGGUCUAACUUCAAUUGAUUUGAUUCCAACUAACCCAACAUUUGUUUGUUUUGCCUCACUUUUCCCCAUGCCAUUCUUUUGCAUCUCGCCCCCCCCCCC